Messenger RNA from Lytechinus pictus (painted urchin), 1307 nucleotides. Its product is annotated as aqualysin-1-like. Lineage: Eukaryota; Metazoa; Echinodermata; Echinoidea; Temnopleuroida; Toxopneustidae. Gene Ontology annotation, biological process: proteolysis. The coding region runs from base 91 to 1221 and encodes 376 amino acids. The transcript has 9 exons. The record is from RefSeq and is a predicted model, not a curated record. Gene Ontology annotation, molecular function: serine-type endopeptidase activity.
AGCAAUGAAAAGUGUAUAAAUACCGCAAAAUUGUGUCCCAAUGUUUCACAUCUGAGUUUCAGUCAGCAGCGACAGAUCUCAUCCACAAAGAUGCGUGCUUUUACUCUGUGCCUCCUGGCCUGUAUGGCCGUCUCAGCCUACGGCAUCGCCUCCUACAACACCGCUACAGAGAAGAUCAAGAACAGAUACCUCGUCGCUAUCAGUGAUGAUGUCGAAGUAGGUGAUUUUGCCGAUCGUCUUCAGACGGCUUUUAACACUCGUCGAUUCAAGCUUGGAAAGGUCCUCAAAGUUUUCCGUGCAGUCAGGGCCCUCUCUCUUGAACUCAGCGAUGAGGCCGUUGACUUCGUUCGCCGCUUUGAUGGAAUCGUAACCGUUGAAGAGGAUGGUGUAGUCCGUGCACAGGCCGUCUCUUCAUGGGGUCUUGAUCGUAUCGACCAGAGGAACCUCCCCAUGGAUAACAACUACAACUCUGCCUACGAUGGUUCCAACGUCAACGUCUACGUUGUCGACACCGGUAUCUGGGCUACCCACAACGACUUCGCAGGCCGUGCCACCAUCUUUUACGACGCUGUCGGAGGCAAUGGCAACGACUGCAACGGACACGGAACUCACUGCGCUGGUACCGUCGGAGGAACCGAAUACGGAGUGGCCAAGAACACCAACCUCUUCGGCGUCCGUGUUCUCAACUGCCUCGGAUCUGGGUCAUACAGUGGAAUCGUUGACGGUAUGAAUUACAUUGCCACCUAUGGAAGCAAGCCAGCCGUUGUCUCCAUGUCUCUCGGCGGAGGAGCCUCCUCCCUCAUCGACAAUGCCGUCAGGAGCCUCUACACUCGUGGAUUCUUCGUUUCCGUAGCUGCUGGAAACAGCAACGACAACUCCUGCAACUACUCCCCAGCUCGCUCUGGCUACGCCAUGACCGUUGGUGCUACCGACCGUAGUGAUUCCCGCGCUUCCUUCUCCUGCUACGGCUCUUGCGUCAACAUCUGGGCUCCUGGUGUGGACAUCACCUCCACCUGGAUCCGCUCUGACAGUGCCACCAACACCAUCAGCGGUACCUCCAUGGCCUGCCCACAUGUCUCAGGUGUUGCAGCCCUUAUGCUCCAGGCAAGCCCCAGCGCCGCCCCCGGCACCAUCGGCAACGACUUGCUGAGCACCGCUACCCCUGGACUGGUCACAGACAUUGGAUUCCUUUCCCCAAAUCUUCUCCUCUUCACCAACUAAACUAUGAAGUAUUGACGAUUUUUCCGAUUGGUGCAAUAGAUCAUGUAGAGUGAUUAGAAAGUAAUAAAUUUUGUUAUGUAAUUAGA